AAUUUCAGACCACCCCUUUUUGUACCCAUCCAUUAAAACCCUCCUUCCUUUCAUCUUUUGACUUCCAUUUCCCCUCUUAAUUUCCCCUUAAUUUCCCUCCAACUCCAUUACUUUCUGUUAAUUUCUCUCCCCCCGAGGUACCCUCCUCCCACGAAACCCACUUUUCAGUUUUCCCCCCUUUUCCUCUGGUCUGGUCUUUUUCCUUUCUCUUUGUCUCUCAAUCCCUCUCCUUUUCCUUUUUGGCUAUAUCUUGUAAUUUGAUUUUCCUUCUCUCUUUGUGGCUUUUUGUUUCUCUCGAUGAUGCAAUUCAGCGAGACACCCCCACGGUUGCACCAAACCACGACCACGACUUCAACAAUUCCUUCUUCAUUUCCAGAGAUCUCAAUGAAUCAUAAAAACCAAAUUACGACAACGGCCCAGUUUCGAAGUAAGCGGCCAUGGCCUGGAUUAUUCCCUUGUUCAUCCAAAGCUUUAGGAACUUGCUUGGGAGAUGCCAAUUGUAUGGAACAAUUGUUAGUCCAUUGUGCCAACGCCAUUGAAUCCAACGACGCCACUCUCGCACAACAAAUCCUUUGGGUCCUUAACAACAUUGCCCCUCCUGAUGGCGAUUCCAACCAACGCCUCACUUCCGCUUUCCUACGCGCUCUCAUCACACGCGCCACCAACACCGGCAACUGCAAGAUCCUCGCCGCCAUCACCACCUCAUUCUCCUCCUCCCUCACUACCCACACCUUCUCCCUUAUGGAUCUCGCUGCCUUCGUUGACUUGACCCCUUGGCAUCGCUUCGGAUUCACCGCUGCCAAUGUCGCCAUUCUCGACGCCAUCGACGGUUACUCCGUGGUACACGUGGUGGAUUUCAGCUUGAUGCAUUGCAUGCAAAUCCCUACUUUAAUCGACGCCAUUGCUACACGAUUUGAGGUCCCUCCAUUACUGAAACUCACGACUGUAGCUGUUGUUGCCGUUAAAGACGCGUCGCCUAUGCUGGAGCUUUCGUACGACGAAUUAGGUGCGAAAUUAGUGAACUUCGCCAGGUCUAAAAACGUGACUAUGGAAUUUAGAGUGGUCCCCUCUUGUCAUACAGACGGUUUUGCCAGUUUAAUUGAACAAAUCAGAAUGCAACAUUUAAUUUACGGACAUGAAAAUAACGAAGCACUCGUUUUUAAUUGUCAUAUGAUGCUUCAUUACAUCCCCGAAGAAACAUUAAACCCAUCUCCCAAUUUCGACAUGUCGUCUUCUUCUUCUACUUCAAUUCGUUCCAUGUUUCUCAAGGCAAUCCGUAGUUUAAAUCCGACGAUUGUCGUUUUAGUAGAUGAAGAUGCCGAUUUCACUUCCAGCAAAUUGGUUACUCGAUUGAGAUCGGCGUUUAAUUAUCUCUGGAUUCCGUACGAUUCCAUGGAUUCGUUUCUGCCAAGGAGUAGCAAACAGAGGGAAUGGUAUGAAGCUGACAUCUGUUGGAAGAUUGAGAAUGUAAUUGCACACGAAGGGAUUCAGCGAGUUCAGAGAUUGGAACCGAAGGGGCGGUGGGUUCAACGGAUGGUGAACGCGAAAUUCCGAGGGGUUCCGUUUGGAGACGACGCCGUUUCGGAGGUGAAGACGAUGCUUGACGAACAUGCAGCGGGAUGGGGGAUGAAGAAGGAAGAGGACCACCUGCUGCUCACGUGGAAAGGGCACGACGUCGUUUUCGCUACUGCUUGGGUACCUUGCUAAUUUGAAUAUUAACAAUUAAUUGAUCUUGUUGUUCAAAUAGAUUAACUACUCCGUCGCUGAUCAUAUCCUUUUGACUAUUUAGAGAUUUUAGGGUUUAGGGUUUCAAUUGUUUUUGUGGUUGCUUUUUGUAGUGUGUGUGUUUUUAGAGUGAUUUGUAGAAUCUAGAAAAAUGGAGAUCAUAUUUGUGAAGCUGAGAGUUUCGUGUCAUAUUGCAAUAAAGAUAUGAUACAUUUUUUUUU
Benincasa hispida (wax gourd) is the source of this 1946-nucleotide messenger RNA. RefSeq names its product GRAS family transcription factor. Lineage: Eukaryota; Viridiplantae; Streptophyta; Magnoliopsida; Cucurbitales; Cucurbitaceae. The record is from RefSeq and is a predicted model, not a curated record.